This is a messenger RNA of Doryrhamphus excisus (bluestripe pipefish), 3032 nucleotides long. RefSeq lists its product as uncharacterized. Gene Ontology annotation, cellular component: extracellular region. Gene Ontology annotation, biological process: proteolysis. Gene Ontology annotation, molecular function: serine-type endopeptidase activity; calcium ion binding. Lineage: Eukaryota; Metazoa; Chordata; Actinopteri; Syngnathiformes; Syngnathidae. The record is from RefSeq and is a predicted model, not a curated record.
UUUGCUGAGUCCAAGGGUGAUGGGGUCAUGGAGCACGGGGCUUAAAGGCUCUACCCGUCCUGAAAGCAGUCCUGGAACUUCAUUUUGGGGAUUCUGCACACCGGACAUCAUGUUGGGGAAAAGCUGCGUUGUUUGGAUUCUGUUGUUUGGGAUUUCUGCAGCUGCAGUGUUUGUGGAGAGACAGGAGGCAAAUACCUUGCUGAGCAGAUGGAGGAGAGCCAAUAGCGGAUUCCUGGAGGAGCUCAAGCAAGGGAACCUGGAAAGGGAAUGCAGAGAGGAGAUCUGUGAUUAUGAGGAGGCCAGGGAAGUGUUUGAGGACGACGGACAGACGAAGCAGUUCUGGCAGACCUAUGACCGUCAGGACCCCUGUAAGGUCAACCCGUGUCAAAACAACGGCAUGUGUGUCCACAUGGGGACAACCUUUGAGUGUCAAUGUCCCGAAGGCUAUGAAGGACGCUUCUGUCAGAUGGUGUUUGAAGACUCCCUCAAGUGUAUUUACCACAAUGGUCAGUGUGAGCACUUCUGCGAUGGCUCCGGAAGGCAACGUAAAUGUUCCUGCGCUGAUGGCUACAUUCUGGCCGAAGAUGGACGCCAUUGCGUCGCACAGGUGGAGUUUCCAUGUGGUCAGCUGGCUCCGGCCAAUCAGAGCAUGACAGGUCAGACGAGGCUUGUCGGAGCCAAUCAGUGUCCCAAAGGAGAGUGCCCCUGGCAGGUUCUGAUUGAGUUGAACGGGGCCAGUCAUUGCGGAGGUGCUCUGAUCCGUCCUGACUGGGUGAUUACCGCGGCUCACUGCGUCCACGGAACGGGCCUGGACAAGCUAACGGUGGUGGCAGGGGAACAGAACCUGGAUGCUGACGAUGGCACGGAGCAGAGAAUCACAGUUUCCAAGGCGAUUGCUCACGAGGGUUAUGUCCCGGCGACGGGUGACGGGGACAUUGCGCUGCUGCAUCUGAGUAGAGGCGUGGCCCUAAACAGCCAGGUGCUCCCAAUCUGCUUGCCCAAUAAGGACUUGGUGGAUCGAGAGCUGCUCCCGCUGCGGUACCACAGCGUGUCCGGUUGGGGCAAGAGGACCAGCGGGGGGAAUGCCGUGUCCGGCGGCCUCGGCUCCCCUGUCCUCCGCAAGAUGUCUGUGCCCCUCAUCCCAAACUCCCAGUGCUCACAGGUAUCCCAGUUCAACUUCACCGCCAAUAUGCUGUGUGCCGGCUACAUGGAGGGGCAACAGGAGAGUUGCACCGGGGACGACGGGAGCCCACUGACCAGUCUCUUUGGUUCCACCCACUUCCUCUUGGGUGUGGUCGGAUGGGGGCGGGGCUGCACUCGCUCGGGCUACUACGGUGUUUACACCAACAUGGCCAAGUUUGUUGACUGGACGGAGUCCACCAUGAAGAACCCCCCCACAUCCGACCUGAUGCUGCAGCAGAAAGUCGUUGAAGUAAGCAAGCCUUCACGGGACGCCAUGUUGCCGUUUCACGGGCUGUUGCUCACGGUGCUGCUGAUGCGUACGGCCACCGCUCACGUGUUCCUGGGUGCCCAGGAGGCCCGGCAGGUGUUGAUGCGGCAAAGACGAGCCAACAGCUUCCUUGAGGAGGUCAAGCAAGGCAACAUGGAACGCGAGUGUAUGGAGGAGCGCUGCAGCUGGGAGGAGGCGCGCGAGAUUUUCGAAGAUGAAGAUAAAACAGCUAAAUUCUGGGCCACAUAUGUUGAUGGCGAUGCGUGUGCAUCCACGCCCUGCGCCAACGGAGGACGGUGUAAAGAUGGGAUUGGCAGUUAUGAAUGCUUCUGUGCUGAAGGCUUCCAGGGUUCCAAUUGUGAAAUUGCUGCUCUUCAGCUCUGUGAGAACAAUAACGGCGGCUGCGACCAUUUCUGCAAGGUCGUGCGAGGACAAACUGAAUGCUGGUGUGCUGAUGGAUAUUUUCCCAGUGAUAAAUCUUGUUAUUCUAAUGAGCGCUUCAAAUGUGGCGUCACCAUCCAAGGAAAGACCCGGUCAAUUUUGAGAGAUCGGCACCGCAACACCACAGAAGGAGAGUUCACCACCGGGUUGUACCCAGCCGACGUUGAAGGCAACAUCACCUCCACUGCCUUCUCAUCUCCUGGCAACCUCAGCAGUGAUGCAAUCCUGAAUGAGGAGGAGGAGGAAGAAGUUUUUGCUGAAACGGCGGCAAUGACCCGCAUCGUUAACGGCAAGGAGUGUCCGGCGGACGAAUGUCCAUGGCAGGCUCUUCUCCUUGAUGACGAUGGCAAAGGGUUUUGUGGCGGCACCAUCCUCAACCAGUACAUCAUCUUGACUGCAGCGCACUGCAUCACCAAGCACAGCUAUGUUGCUGUGAGGCUGGGUGAGUCUAACACCGAGGACAUUGACGGGAAUGAAGUCACUCACAAUGUGGAGGCCAUCUUCAAGCACAACAACUACCGUCCAGAUACUUUUCACAAUGACAUUGCGCUCCUCAAACUGGCCACGCCCAUCAAGUUCACCAGGUACAUGUUGCCAGCCUGCCUACCUGAGUCGGACUUUGCUGAGAAGGUGCUGAUGAAGCAGCCGCACGGCAUGGUCAGCGGCUUUGGCCGCACUGGCGAAGAUGAAGACGCAUCCACCACCAUGCAGCGCCUUUCCGUACCCUACGUGGCCCGCCACAUUUGUCAAGAAUCCACAGACUUUCACAUCUCGACACGCAUGUUCUGCGCAGGCUAUGACACAGAAGCAAAGGAUGCGUGCAGAGGAGACAGCGGGGGCCCGCAUGUCACCAAAUACAAAUCAACCACUUUUAUCACGGGGAUCGUGAGCUGGGGCGAAGGCUGUGCACGAAAAGGCAAAUAUGGCAUUUACACGCAAGUAUCCAAAUUUGUGGGCUGGAUUCGUGAGGGCAUGCAGAGGUUGCUUCAGAAGGAAAUCAGCGAGGGCACGGUGGAUGGGGCUUUAUUCGCCAGACGGCCACACUUAUGAAAUACACGUAGUUCCAAAAAACAUUGUCUGUUCCUUCAUGUACUUCCUGAGGCCAAUCAAUAAAACCUAAGCAAUGUGUGAAUCCAUCCUA